This is a messenger RNA of Phalaenopsis equestris, 476 nucleotides long. RefSeq names its product structural maintenance of chromosomes protein 1-like. The coding region runs from base 109 to 468 and encodes 119 amino acids. The transcript is spliced from 4 exons. Lineage: Eukaryota; Viridiplantae; Streptophyta; Magnoliopsida; Asparagales; Orchidaceae. The record is from RefSeq and is a predicted model, not a curated record.
AAGUGGUGGGAUGGAAGCAAGGUCAAAUAAGUGGGACGAAAGUACAAUUGAGGGUUAAAUUGGCGCUUUGCAUCAUUUAAGAAAAAGAAGGAUAAGUUGGAAACAGAAAUGGAUGCCCUUGGCACACUGAGAGAUUUGCAAUUGAAGGAAUCAGAGAUAUCAGAAAGAACAUCUGGGCCGAAAAAGAAGAUUCGUUUUUUCAAAAAGGAAGAGGAGAAUAUUAGGGGAAAGAUUUUACAGUUGAAGGAAGAAAAGAAUAAUGUUAUAAAAGAGAUAAGUCGUAUCAAGCCGGAUCUUUUAAAGCUGGAAAGUUUCAUUACUAACACAAGUGAAGAUAUUCGUAAACUUGAAAAAAGGAUAAACGAAACCUCUGAUCGCAUUUACGGAAAAUUCAGUAAGUUUGUAGUGAUCGGAAAAUAUUACGUCAGGACUCCUAACGUAGAGCUACAUUUGAAAUGCAGUAGUUAGGAAUAUCC